CCCCGACCCGUAUACCCGAAGGCACGCGGGUCGCUUCCCCGAGGCUUGUGGUUCUUCAGCUAGACGAAGGCUUCUUAGUUUUCAGGAACGAAGGUGCGAAGGCUCCCCUUCCCCGUUGCACGAAACUGCAAAGCCAACAUUUUCAGACGCCAUGAUCAGCGUUCUUGCUCAGGAGCGUCUUCUUGGCGCUGCAUUGGGAAGCAUACUAACAGGAGUCGUCGUUUUUGAGCAGCGCAGAAGGAUCUACAGGUCCAUUUCAGAAAACGAGUCUCAAUUUGUCUCUCAAUCUCAGACAAGAGAACCCAUAUUUGGAAAGAAAUCUCGUUUGGAGUUUGCACACGUAUGGAACAAAGCUGUGGACCGGACUCUGGGACCAGUGAUUGAAUCUCUUAGUUCACGUGGAUGGUAGAAAUGUUCUGAGUAAUUUUUCGACUGAGAUAUGAAUGUAUUUCUCUGUAUCUCUGACAUUUAUACUUGCCAUGGGCUGCCUUUGUAGGUUUGUACACUUUCUGAAUUAAUGAAGAGAGUUGUUAUAACUUAUAAUAAGACUCCACAUGCUACAAAAGCAAUGCUAUUCACAGUUUCUUGAUGUUUUUUCCCAAUGUUUUUAAUGAAUAUUUGUUAUAUGAAA
Malania oleifera is the source of this 631-nucleotide messenger RNA. RefSeq lists its product as uncharacterized. The record is from RefSeq and is a predicted model, not a curated record. The coding region runs from base 152 to 409 and encodes 85 amino acids. NCBI's taxonomy places the organism in Eukaryota, Viridiplantae, Streptophyta, Magnoliopsida, Santalales, Ximeniaceae. The transcript has 3 exons.